Molecule: messenger RNA, 6161 nt
Organism: Gryllus bimaculatus (two-spotted cricket)
Lineage: Eukaryota; Metazoa; Arthropoda; Insecta; Orthoptera; Gryllidae
Source: the annotation of a GenBank genome assembly
GGCAUUAAAGCUCUCGAUUGGGUGACUGUAACAGCUUUUCAAACUUCAGAUGUCACUCUACAUAAAUCGGAGAAUAUGCUGCAGUUCCCUAGAUAUUCCCCAGAUGGCGUUGGCGUGUGUGUUGCAUAGGAUCCAUGUGGGAUGCAUGGUGUAGUAGUGUGUAUGAAGAACGUAUCAAAAGUUUUUGUAUAAUUUCGAUAUUAGAUUGUUUUUAGAAUGAGUAAGUUUACUGCUCCGUCAUGGGAUGUUGACAGAAAGGCGAAUACUUUGUGCGACAAUUUCUCCAGGGGUCAGAAAGUGCCUCAAAGCAAGAGGAAACACAAGAAAUCAAAUGCCAGUUGUGAUACAGUUGGCAGACAACCUGGCUCUGGUAAACAGCUGACAUUAAAAAAGGCUAGCAGACAAGUACAAUUGAAAAAUAAACAAAAUAACUCUUUGGCUCGGAAAGGUUUUAAAAAGGGAAAGGAAGUUGCAGAAAAUGUAAAUGUUAGACAUUUCCAAAAUCAUAAAGAAAGUAAUAAGAAGUUUGAUAAAAAGCCAUUUGGUAAAAAACAAAAGUUGAAGAAUUUUAAACAUGGUAAGAGUGAUUUUAUCAGAUCUGAAGAAAGUUUCUCUAGCCAAAAGAACCACAAGAAAAGAGAGUUGCAAAUUAGUAAAAACCAGAAAGAGCAAAAGACGAAGAUAAAUGAUUUUAAAUCUUUAAAAAAAAGAUCCAAAGAUAGAAAAAACCAAAAGGGUAAUUUUCAACCCCAGAAUCAUUCUGAUGAUGUUUCAUUUCAUCAACAAAACUCAAAAGUGAAAAAUAGAAAGAGGAAUUCAGAUCAUCUCUCAGACAUUCACAAUAAUGGCCCAUCAGUAAAAAAGAAAAAAUUUGGUAAUGAUGGUUCCAAACAAGAAUUGCACACAUCUUCAGAAAAGCAAGUGAUAAACAAAAAAGAAUUUCUUAACCACAAGAAAUUCAAUAAGCAGGCAAAUAAAGUUGUAAAUAAUACUUCAAAUAAUGAAAAUGGAGAAAUGAAAUCUCCUUUUCAAUUGAAAAACAAAUUUUUUGAUUCAUCACUCUCUCUUCGAGAGAGAAUGCUGAUGCAGUUAAAAUCAUCUCGAUUUCGGUAUAUUAAUGAACAACUGUAUACAUCAGACAGCAAAAAUGCAGAAGAAAUGUUCAAACAGGAUCCUAAUUUGUUUAAAGUUUACCACGAAGGAUUCCAACAACAAGUAGAGCAAUGGCCUGAAAAUCCAGUGGAAAAAAUCAUUAAAGCUAUACAGCGGAAGCCUGCCAAUCUUGUAGUAGCAGACUUUGGCUGUGGUGAUGCCAAAUUAGCCAAGUCUGUUCCUAAUAAAGUCCAUUCAUUUGAUUUAGUGGCCUUAUCAGAUGAAGUCACGGUGUGUGACAUGGCCCAUACACCAUUAGAAUCUGGUUGUGUGGAUAUAUGUGUGUUUUGCUUAUCGCUGAUGGGCACAAAUUUAAACAGUUACUUGCUGGAGGCCAAUCGCAUUCUGAAAGAUGGGGGCACUCUAAAAAUAGCAGAGGUUGCAAGUCGCUUUACAAGCAUAGAAACAUUCGUUAAAGAUAUGGGGAAAUACAAGUUUUCUUUAAUACAGAAGGACCUUUCUAAUGACUUAUUUUACUUUUUGAACUUCAAAAAAGUUUCAGAUGUUAAAAAAGCAGAAAAACUUCCAAAUGUAUCUUUAAGUCCUUGUUGGUAUAAGAAGAGAUAAUGAAGAAAAAUAUAAAAAUAUUGAAUUGUAAUAAUAUGUAAAAUAUUGUUGUUGAUUGACUUUUAUGCAUGUGUGUGUGCGUGUGUUAAUAAUGUUAGCAUGUUGUUUCUGAUGUUAAAGUAUUAUUUAGACCUUUUUGUGCAUAAGCAAACAUACAUACUGUUCUUGUACUUGUGUGUGUUUAAACAUUCUAUUCUUAUUAAUUUUAUCAUAUUGACUAUGAUAAUUGAAUUUAAGAACAUUAUUUACAUUGUUAAUUACAAAAGAAACGUUUUUGUAAUAUGCACAUAAAAACAAAUCUAGCAUCGCAAUGUGCUGCAAGACAUGCAAAAAUGUAAUAAAACUAUCCCAAGAUUUAAAAUUUUGUAAUUAUCUUUUUUUUCAUUUGAAGGCAAAGUAGAAAACAACUACUCAUUUUAAGGCAAAUUUAAUUCUCUACAACUUCUAUGAUGUAAUUGCUAUGAAAGUAAUGGUUGAGGUGCUACAUAUAGUAAAGAUUGUUAAAAAACAUUAGCCAAUAAAGCUUGUUUUGAAAAUUUUUAUUUUUGUCAGCAGAUAUUCCAAAAGAUAUUGGAAAUAAAAAAAGAAAGGAUACAAUAAAUUCAGGGAAUUAUAUCUACGUACAUCUGAAUUUCAUUACGUCUCAUGAGAUGCCUGAAUACCACAUCGAUAAGACACAGAAAGGAAGGGGUGUUGUUGCCCAAGCCAAAUGGUGUGUAGUUGGAUUAGUACUGGCAUCGGCACAAUGAAUGCUCUGAACUUGUUGGAUGCUUCAGCCACUGGUACAUGAAAAAAGGGGCGCUGAAAUGAAGGGAGGUUGUUGCACAAGCCGACGGUGUGUAGUUGAAUUCGUACUGGCCAUGGCACAACAAAUGCUGUGAACGUCUUUGAUGCUUCAGUCACUGAUACAUGAAGAAAGGGGCAAAGAAGGGAAGGGAGGUUGUACAUGAAAAAAAUCGCUCUUCAGGCCUAGCACUGACAAUACCUGAUCGUUCACCAGGACGUCGAUUUUGUUAUCAAUGAGGGGCGUGAGGAAUUUGCCUCUUUUCUGCUAACCGCUCUAUAACCGACAGAUUAUAGGCGAUCCAUCCUUCACAAUUAUCACGGGGCUGGCGUAAUUGCUCCUGCUGGGCCUCACAAUGCUCUUCUCGGAUUUGAUUGACCAGACCGUCUCUUUAGGCGGCGAGACUGAAUGUUCACCGGAAUCUCAUCGCGCAGAGCAAUCAGGGUCGCUGGUCUUCAUAUCUGCCCCUGGAAGAAUAACUAUCCUCUAGAGAAGCCACCUCGCGCAGGUAAGGGCGAGCGCCCAGCAGCUCGUCUUCCAGGCAACUCCGCGAAACCGGCUGGGGGACCGACCAAUUCUUCCCCAAUUGUCUCCUGUAUACAAGCCUAAGGCGCUAGACUCGUUCCCGACUCAUCACACCACCCCUCUUAGGAAAGCAUCACCCAAAAUGAAGUCUGGGUCAUCACUUCUGAUGGCGCCACUAACACUUCUAAUUCUGUCUUCAAAACCGCAAAGUCCUGGUUGUAGCAAACCCCUUGAAGAUUUUCAGUCCCCUGGAAGGGCCGGUUGCCCAUUUUGGCAAAUCUCUGCCUUUAAGAGGUUUACAUCCCUACCUGAGUCUAGGAGGGUACGACAUUGUACUCCUUCGACCGUGGUUGAAAUGCAUCGGACAUGUGCACUUCUGGCGCACCCCAUAGUUACUAAUGUAGUUGGUCGGGUUGCGCUGUGGGUGCAUUGGGUGACAAUAUGCCAAACUUCUCACUCUUGAAACACUUAGAGCCCUUAUCGCUGUGGCUACAGUCGUUAGACUCAUGACACCCCAUGUAAAACUACUUUUGCCUUCCUUCUACGGACCGGCCGUCUCUCCUGGAUCUCCUUUCUUCAACUUGUAUCCGGUCGUAUACCUCGAAUUUUCCCCUAAGUUCUGUGAUAGAGCGUCAAAAAAAAAAACACUAUUGACCUCGUCUGGCACUCCUUCCACAAUGUACUGGACGAGAACACUCGACCUACCCCUGAUCGACAUGAUUGCUUGUAUGGCAGAGAUGCAUUGCCUGCUCGACGCUGGGUUUUCUCAUCCCCUGGAGCUCGCUGCGAUCUACUGCGCUGUUAACGUUCACCUUCAACUCUUGGCACACCCUAAUCUUCAACUGUUCACGAGGUGAUGCCCGAUCCGCAAAGCAUUCGCUUACCAUUUCUGCAACUCGCUUCAGUGCAGAAGUGCACUGAUGCCCUCGAAUUCUUCUAUCUACUUUGAGAUGGAGAACUCGUCGUGGCCCGAAAAGGGAGUAAGGCAGUUUUCUACGUCCAUUGCAGUGAACAUGUUGGAGAAGUAACAUUUUUCCUCGCACCAUUCUACUCUCAAGACUUCUGCAGUCGAAGCUUUCGGCUUCCUGAUCGGCAAAGCCCUUUCCCGCCCACUACAUCGCUGCUCCAGUCGCCGCUUGCGUCUUUCGUGUCGUAGGGAGGUUUCCUGCUUCCGCCGCCGCCGCCGCCGCGUGUGCGCCCCCUGUCCUGCGGUAGUUCUAGCAUUUUCGUGACGCAAAAUGGUGGUGCGCAGAACGAACAAAAAUUGGUGUACCAGCGGUCCACAUCGAUAUUGCUGCAAUAAUUCGAUUAUUUUAAAUGACAUUAAAUCGAAGAGAUAUAAUAUUGUUUACAAUGAGUAAUUUACGAAUUUCGGGGGGUUGUGUAACCUAAGCACGAUGGCCUUUAAUGCUGCGAGCUUUAAACACAUCGGAACCCUUUCGCAAUAGCUGUGCGAGACUUGAACCAGAUAUCGCCGGACUUUCAAAUGCAGACGAGAAAAAGAAUCAUGAAACUUUAGACAAUUCUACUCACUUGUACGACAAUCUUGAUAUGCACAUAAAUUUAGAUUUGAAUUCAUAAAAAGAUAAUUGUAUAUCAUUUCUCUUCCAUGAAGUUGAAAGUUGUCAUGUCACAGUUGUGUUGACAGCAAAAAUUGCCCGAUUUAAAUAUAGUAUCCACCAGGUCACAAACUGUGACGCGGUGCUGCCACACACCUGGGCAGCCAGCACAUGUGUGGCCACCAGCGCAGUGGAAAAGGAAGUUCGCGAUAUUAUUAAACAUAUAUCUUUCAUAAGGAUGGAAGCCCGUCGGUCCACGUCCUGUCGAAGGGAUGCAGAGAAAUCUCUCAAAUAUUCCUUCAUCCAUUUUUUCACGUUCUUGCUUCUCAUUUUGUGUCACCUAUUAUAUUAUUUUCCUCUGAUUCGUCCUCACUGGCCUGUGUAUUCUGAACGCCCACCCAUUUGUUUGCCGUGCGACCCCGUGUCGAAGGGAAUAGGUGACCUAGGAGUUGAGGGGGAUGUGCAAGCGUUCCCGACUGUCGCGUUGACGCUGGUGCCUUGUGAGUAGACCCGUUCCAGCCAUGUUUGCUGGACGAACCGAGGUGAGCCUCGGCGACCCAAAGCGCGGCAAAUCCACGCCCGAGACGGAUCCCUGUGCAUCACCAUUUCGCUGUGCUAAUUCGGAAGACCAUGCGCUAUUCUAACAGGUGCCCUACCUUUCUGAGGAAGAGGGAGAUUCAAAAGAUCCGAGUGGCGGAGAAAGUGCCCUUUCCUGAGGCGAAUCGCCGAUACCAGGCGAAGAACCUUGAAUAUCUCGGGCGUUCAUUUUCUAGUGCUCUGACAAAGAUUGUAAGAGCAACAAUGAUUUGCCAGACUUCACCUGCUACUUCCUCACUUGCUUACUUCUGUUGACAGGUGUCUCCUGUGGACUUCCCUGUAGAGAUAUCACCUCUGUUAAGUGGUAAUAUAAUAAUUCCCUCCAAAUAAAGAAAAAUUUUAAAAAAGCCCAAGAAAGUUACUCAGCCAAAGUCGAACCAAGAAUCCAUUUCUCAAACUCGCAUGUACUUUUUAUUUCUUGGCACGUGAGGGCUUUCUCUCGAAACAUUUUUCUGUUUUGAGAGAAAGUGGAAUAUAUAAUGUUAUUCGAGAGACCAGGAUAAUGUUUUAUGUUUCUUGGCCCCUUUUCAGUCAGUUCUGUUUUAAAAUCAAUUUUAGGUACUAUUCGUUUAUCUUUUCCUUUUGCCUUAUCUACUUGUACAUUUUAUGCGGAAUUUAAGCUUCCAUUUUUAAUUAUGUAUAAGCUUUUUAAUCAGCGAGUGAGUACCAUUUGCAACACUUUUACUAAAUCUAUUCAAUUAAAAAAAUAUUUUGACAUGGGUGCCAGUGACCUUAGUAAUUGAAGCGCCCUCUAAAACCCUAAUCAAUCACAAUAAAAAAUAUAAUAAAAUAGUAGAACUCAAGUCCAUCUGAUGGCUGAGAUUGCUAAGGCAGUAAUGCCGUAGAGUUCUGAGACCAGAAGAUCAUGGGUUGAAGCCCCACCUUGAGUGUGGGUGUCGUCGUCACACCCUCUCACUGUCAUCAUCAUUUCAUCUUCCAUACCCCCAAGGUUAACAACCCUGGGUAAUAAAAUUUAG